Molecule: messenger RNA, 1064 nt
Organism: Physella acuta
Lineage: Eukaryota; Metazoa; Mollusca; Gastropoda; Physidae
Product: histone H1-delta
Biological process (GO): nucleosome assembly; chromosome condensation; negative regulation of DNA recombination
Cellular component (GO): nucleus; nucleosome
Molecular function (GO): nucleosomal DNA binding; double-stranded DNA binding; structural constituent of chromatin
Source: RefSeq, a predicted model, not a curated record
UUCCCGUUUGACUCUCGACCAGUUCGUAUCGUUGCAAUAGCAAGUUGUCGAACAGUAAAUAUCAUUUAGCUAUUAAAAUGGAAGAUCCAGUUGCUGUUGCUGCACCGGCUGCUGAUGCCCCAGCUACGGCUGCUCCUGCUAAGGCUCCAAAGAAAAAAGCAGCAGUCAGUAAACCAAAAAAUAAGAAGCCAGCGAACCAUCCAAAAUAUUGCGACAUGAUCAAGGCUGCUAUCACAAGCUUGAAAGAGCGAGGUGGUUCUUCACGACAGGCCAUCCUUAAGUACAUAAUGGCAAACUACAACGUUGGAAAAGAUGAGAAAACCAUCAACAGCCACUUGAAGAUGGCUCUCCGUGCUGGAGCCAAGAAUGGAAACUUGAAGCAGUCCAAAGGUGUUGGUGCAUCUGGCUCAUUCAAGAUUGGCGCCAAGGAAGAAGCCAAGCCAAAGGCUAAAUCACCUAAAAAGGCUGAGAAACCAAAGGCUGUCAAGCCUAAAUCUCCAGCCAAAGCCAAAAAGCCCAAGGCAAAGAAAGCUGCUGCUCCUGCUGCCGCACCAGCAGCCAAAAAGCCAGCUGCAGCCAAGAAGCCAAAAUCUCCCAAGAAGGCUGCUGCUAAGAAACCCAAGGCACCUAAACCAGCAGCUGCGGCUAAACCUAAAAAGCCCAAAACACCCAAAAAGAAAGCCUCUCCAAAGAAAGCAGCGCCUGCAAAGAAAGCUGCACCCAAAAAGGAAAAGUAAAAGUGUGAUAUAAAAAUUGACUGAGAAAGGACUCGAUAAAUUAUUUCAUCCAGAUUUCUAUGACAACUAACGGACAUGUAAACAGAUGUGGCAGCACUCUGGAUUGUGGAUUUCUGACAGACAUCUUUCAUUUGUAAUAUAUUUCAUUUUCAUACCCUUCUCAUAUCAUCAUGCCAUUAUGUUCAAGCAAUUGUUAUAUUUGCCCUACAUAUGCACCAUUGCCUGCUUUCUCAUCCUCAUUAUUUUAACAUGAUGUCCUAUUCGGGGUAUGUUGCAAUCUGCAAGGUUGUGGUAUGAAUCCAUGACCAAUAAAGUAACAUGUGAUAA